Saccharomyces eubayanus is the source of this 1287-nucleotide messenger RNA. It is a transcript of the gene DSD1, whose product is annotated as D-serine ammonia-lyase DSD1. The record is from RefSeq and is a predicted model, not a curated record. Gene Ontology annotation, biological process: D-serine catabolic process. The transcript has a single exon. Gene Ontology annotation, molecular function: D-serine ammonia-lyase activity. NCBI's taxonomy places the organism in Eukaryota, Fungi, Ascomycota, Saccharomycetes, Saccharomycetales, Saccharomycetaceae. The coding region runs from base 1 to 1287 and encodes 428 amino acids.
AUGAGUGAUAUUUUGUCUCAAUAUAAGGGAUGCUCAAUCCAAAAUUUACCCACACCCAGCUUUAUUAUCGAUGAGGAAAAAUUUGAUCGAAAUUGUACAGCAAUGUUGAACAAUGUCGAGAGCCUGAGCCAACAAUCUGGGCUGCCAAUCAAGUUUCGUGCUCAUGUGAAGACUCAUAAAACGGCAAAAGGCACUUUAAAGCAAUUGGGCCAUGGUCUACCAUUAGCUAAGCGUACCACAAAAGCUAUCUUAGUCUCUACUUUAAAGGAGGCAGUCGAACUUUUAGAUUACCAAGACAGACAGUGCUUGGAUUACAUUGAUGAUAUAUCAUACAGCUUGCCUUGUUGUGUUCCCGAGUUUAUUCCUCUUUUGAGCAAUCUGUCAAGAAGAGUGGAUAAUUUUCAAGUGUUUGUGGAUAAUAUAGAGCAUUUAGAAAACUUGAGAAAAUUUGGGAGACCUGCUUCAGGCAAGAAAUGGUCCAUAUUUAUCAAAGUUGAUAUGGGGACCCAUAGAGCAGGCCUUGCUUACGACUCCUCCGAAUUUUUGAGCCUUUUGACAAAGUUGGCUUCACCAGAAAUCAAGGAAGUCGUCGAGCUAUAUGGGUUUUACGCACAUGCGGGACAUAGUUACUCUUCAACCACCAUCAACGAUACUCAGGCUCUUUUGAUUGAAGAAAUAAAAGCAGUAAAUAAGGCUACCCAGGCCAUGUGUUCUGUAGAUUCGGAACUUGACGCCUCAAAAUUAACUUUGUCUGUAGGGGCUACACCAACCUCAAAUUCGUUAAAGCUUGAUAAUAAAAGUUCCCUUAUCAAAUUAAUUACUGAGGAACUAACAGGUCAACUUGAAAUACAUUGCGGCAAUUAUUGUAUGUAUGACCUGCAACAGGUGGCAACAGGAUGUGUCCAAGAUUAUGAAAUAGCCGGUUUUGUACUGGGAACAGUUUUAUCAUCGUAUCCUUCGAGAGGUGAAAUGUUGAGUAACACAGGUGUGAUGAGUCUAUCAAGGGAAGCGUCUUCGAUAAAAGGGUUUGGCAUUUGUGUGGAUUUGCAACAAGUUUUAAAAUUCAAGGAAUACAGUAGAGAAUGGUAUGUUGCUAGAGUUUCUCAAGAGCAUGGCAUAUUGAAGCCAACAAGGAGUUGGAAUGAGGUCACUCCAUUAAGUUUAGGCACUAAAUUUGCUAUCCUUCCUCAACACGCAUGUAUCACAAUGGGUCAAUUUGAAAAUUAUUUUGUUGUUGAUAGCAAAGGAAUUGUCACCGAUGUUUGGGCACCUUUCCAAAAAUGGUGA